Molecule: messenger RNA, 1831 nt
Organism: Anopheles moucheti
Lineage: Eukaryota; Metazoa; Arthropoda; Insecta; Diptera; Culicidae
Gene: 7B2
Exons: 4
Coding region: 113-859 (248 amino acids)
Biological process (GO): regulation of hormone secretion; neuropeptide signaling pathway
Cellular component (GO): secretory granule
Molecular function (GO): enzyme regulator activity
Source: RefSeq, a predicted model, not a curated record
UGUUUCGUCGACGAGUGAAAAUCAAAUUCCCGCCAAAGGAAAGUGUGGUCGUAGUCGGAAAAUCGUUUGUUAGUGCUUUCCAACGUGCUCCUGACGAAGCACGCACCUCAGCAUGUACUUCUUUUUUGUUUUAGUCUCGCUGAUGGUGGCUAACCCAGCGUUAGCAUACCUAUCAGCGGGCAUGAAGGAUCAGUUUCUGUCGGACAUGCUGUUGCGUGAGCUGGUCGAUCGGAUGGGCAAGGAUUUAGCUGAGGCGGCCGACUCGUACAUUGAUCCGGCCGCCUUGGACGAGCUGCCCGCCAGCCGUCUCGCACUGAUGGCGCGUGUGACGAAGGAUCUAGAGUCCGAGCAGCUCGAUUACGAUGCACUGCUGGAUGGUUCGAAUCCGAACCCAUCGCCGCGUGAUCAGGAAUAUCUGCAGCACAGCUCCUUGUGGGGACACCAGUACGUGUCGGGUGGUGCAGGCGAAGGACCAAACCGUCCGAAGCCACAGGUGAAAACCGAUGCUAGCCUACCGGCGUACUGCAACCCGCCGAAUCCGUGCCCGGUCGGCUAUUCCGAAGACCAAGGUUGUACCAUGGAUUUCGAGAAUACGGCUGCGUUCAGCCGUGAGUAUCAGGCGGCACAGGACUGUAUGUGUGAUGCAGAGCAUAUGUUUAACUGCCCGGCAGCAACGCAGAACGAAGGCAAUCCGCAGAUGGACUCCGAUCUGGAAAACUUCAUUGCUCGCCAGUUCCAUACCCAGGAGCAUAAGAACUUGGUGGCCAAAAAGUUUCACGUCAAGAAGAACUACAACCCAUUCUUGCAAGGAGAAAAACUUCCGGUCGCUGCCAAGAAGGGAUUCAACGUGAAUGUUUAGACGACAAAAGCACGGUAAACCCGCACAUUCCAUAUCAAGAUAACCGACCCAAUGCAAAAACAAAUGGUAGUCUGAACCUGCAGAUGACUAUCGGAACGUUUAAUCCAACCGAUUAAAUGACUACAAACGGACAAACGGCAAUGGAAAAAACAGCUACUAAUCACAUCGUUCACUUCUAGGCAAUAAGUCAAAUGCAAAUACCGACACUCACUUACGACACGCUAUACGUAAAAGCAUAACUAAACAGUGCAUUGAACAUGUGUGCAUAUUUUCCAAAGCAAAAUUUCGCCCUGUUUUGAGUAACAACUUUUUUUGUACCGUGAAAUUCGAGGAAAUUUUACUCAAUUACGAAGCCAAUCCAAUCUAUGUUCUAUGCUAGUUAAACACCAUUAUGCGUUAGGUAGAGUGUUUACUUUAAUGUUCAAUAGAAAUAUGGAAAUGUUUCUUUAAUCAUUACAUUACUGGAUGAAUUUUAUCACCAUGUACAAAUGGGCGCAUACUAAAGUGUUAAAUUUUCAUAGAAUUUACUAUCCUUCCAGAAGCCAGAAAUUACACGUAGAACAGCUAACAGCCAUUCGUAAAUGUUUCAUGAUGAUACGUUCAACAGCAGAUGCGACUGGCAGAACGUGUGGAAAGGGGUACACUAAUGCCCUUCUGAUUUUUAUUUUGUCAUAUAAAGCCAUUAUAAGAACGCUUAAUACUGAGCUUUCGAGAGAGCCACAAGACGAUAACAUAAAGCAAAAUGAAUCAAAAUGAAUUAUCUUUUGAAAGGUAUAGCAGAGUCAUGAUACAUUGUAAUGUGAGGACUCAACAAACUCAUUGAAAUGUGCUUUGCAAAGGUACAGUUUUGAAUUUAAACUACUCCGAAUGCUACAUUCAGCAUUCGGCGCAUAACUAAAUACCAUUUGUAAGAACAUAGAAAAAAUAACAGAAAACAGAUAAUGUGCAAUAAUUAUUUCUAUCGUUCUUAUC